Mesocricetus auratus (golden hamster) is the source of this 3872-nucleotide messenger RNA. It is a transcript of the gene St6galnac1, whose product is annotated as ST6 N-acetylgalactosaminide alpha-2,6-sialyltransferase 1. Gene Ontology annotation, molecular function: alpha-N-acetylgalactosaminide alpha-2,6-sialyltransferase activity. The record is from RefSeq and is a predicted model, not a curated record. The transcript is spliced from 9 exons. The coding region runs from base 479 to 2323 and encodes 614 amino acids. Lineage: Eukaryota; Metazoa; Chordata; Mammalia; Rodentia; Cricetidae.
GAGCCCGAGCACGCGAACCCUCAGAACUCCACCUUCCAAGCGACCUUUGGCUUGCUGAAUGCUUGCGCGGUUCAGCAUCCCUGGAAGCAGGAAUCUACGAUUCUUCUAGGUUUUUCUGGAAGUCUGCACCUGAGGGUAUGUCUGUGCACAGGUGUGCAGGAGCCCAUGGAAGUCAGAAGGGGGCAGCAGAUCCCCUGGAGCCAGAGUUGCAGAUGGUUGUGAGCCCCCGUGUGGGUACUGGGUAAGAGCAGCCUGUGCUCUCAAGCCCCGAGCCCUCUCCCCAGCCCCUCUGUUAGCUCCUAUUUGUGAAGCCUUCCACGGCCCCUGGAUGCAAGCAAGUCUCAAGACAUGCCACUUUCGGGUGCUGUACCAGUCACAGUUUCAGAGAAGCUAAGAGAGCGGACCUGCAGUGCUGACUGUGUGGGCUCCCUACAGGGCACCCGAGUGUGCUGGGUGCCACCCACUGCUUCUCUCGCUUAUGGAUGAGGCCGGGAGAGGAAGUGACCGGAUGAGAUCGAGGCUGUUUAUGACGGAUGCGUGGUCUCAUAUAAUUCCCCAGAAUUUGGCUUCAGAGACUACAAAGAAAAAAAAAACUUGUUUGAACAGAAGGAGUUUCUCUUCCUUCAAUUCAUGCCAGCUUAAAGCCAGACUCCACCCCUUCCUCUCCCUCCUCUGCUCUCCCAAGUGGCCAGAUGGAAGGAAAGGUCAGCACUCUUAUCCCAGAUACCUGAACGAGGUAUGUGACGUCCACAUCCUGAGGCUCGCCCUCGUCAGUCCUGCCUGUAGGAACCAGCCGAGCACCAUGAAGACCUGUCGUGGGCGGCUGCAUCCCUGGAGUCUAGGUGUCCUGUUUUUGACUGCGUUAGCAUUGCUGUUCAUUGCGUCCUCCUUUGUGAAGGAGCCUAGCACAAAGCCUUCCAGGUAUCAGUUUAUAAGGGAGAACAAAGAAGAAACGUUUCAGGAGAUGCUAGAAAAGGCCACGCUCCACAGACCCGUCACAGAGCUGCCAUCGAGAGUUCAAAUCAAGGACGAGACUGCUGACAGGAACACCGAGGCAGCCCGAGGAGAGGGGAAGGAGAAGAGAAAGGUGGAGCCUGUGGCAGAGACGCUUGUUCCAGGAAGUCGGGGAAGAGCGUUGACAGCCACAGGAACACUGUUAACACGGCUGGAAAAAAAAGUGACCGGCAGAGGAGCUGUUCCAGCGGAGGAGAAGGUGGCCCAGGUCAAGCCAUCCCCCGCCUCUUCCCUUCACCCCACCACACAAAGAAGGCAAAGGCUGAAGGCCUCCAACUUCAAGUCCGAGCCUCACUGGGAUUUUGAGGAAGACUACAGCUUGGAUGUGGGGGGCCUGCGGACGACCUGUCCUGACUCUCUGAAGAUCAGGGCCUCCAAGUCACCGUGGCUGAAGAAUAUCUUUCUGCCCAACCUCACUCUCUUCCUGGACUCUGCACACUUCACCCAGAGCGAGUGGGACCGCCUGGAGCACUUUGCACCGCCCUUUGGCUUCAUGGAGCUCAAUCAGUCCCUGGUACAGAAGGUCGUGACCCGCAUCCGUCCUGUACCCCAGCAGCAGGUGCUCCUGGCCAGCCUCCCCUCGGGGAGCUCCAGGUGCAUCACCUGUGCCGUGGUGGGCAACGGGGGCAUCCUGAAUGACUCCCAUGUGGGCCAGGAGAUAGACAACCACGACUACGUCUUCCGGCUGAGCGGAGCCAUCACUAAAGGAUACGAGCAGGAUGUGGGGACGCGGACCUCCUUCUACGGCUUCACCGCCUUCUCCGUAGUCCAGUCGAUCCUCACUCUGGGUGGCCGAGGUUUCCAGCACGUGCCUCUGGGGAAGGAUGUCCGAUAUCUACACUUCCUGGAAGGCACCCGGGACUACGAGUGGCUAGAAGCGAUGUUUUUAAAUCAGACCAUGGCAAAAACCAAACUUUCCUGGUUCAGGCACAGGCCCCAGGACGUUUUCCGGGACGCCUUGGACUUAGACAGAUACUUGCUGCUGCACCCAGACUUCAUCCGUUACAUGAAGAACAGGUUUCUGAGGUCGAAGACCCUAGACACUACCCACUGGAGAAUAUACCGGCCCACCACCGGUGCCCUCCUGCUGCUCACUGCCCUUCACCUGUGUGACAAGGUUAGUGCCUAUGGCUUCAUCACCCACGGCCACGAGCGCUUCUCUGACCACUACUAUGAUAAAGUGUGGAAACGGCUGGUCUUUUACAUAAACCACGACUUCAAGCUCGAGAGAACAGUCUGGAAGCGGCUGCACGAUGAAGGCAUCAUCCGGCUGUACCAGCGUCCAGAAAACCCGAAGGAGAAGAGCUGACCAACCAGGUUCAGGAGCCUCCUGGGUCACACAUGGCACAGGGCGUAAGGAUUCCUCAGAUGUCCCCAGCCAUCUCCCAGGACUCGAACCCGCUCCAAGCCCUUCCAGAGUCCCAAGGACGGCUGUGAGACCGAGGCUUUGGAGUUCCCUGGGAAGUCACUGCAGGCUCUGGGAGUCUUUUGUUCAAACCCCACGCUUCGAAUUUGAGCCAAGCCAUGAACCAUUCAGUUCAUGUUACCUUACUUUUCAAACUCUGUCUUCGGGAUUUUGGACUCUGAGACCUAAAAGGACACUAAAGAACAGAUUGAGGCGACUGGUACUGCGUGGAAGAGAAACAAAACAAAACAGAACCCAGCAACCAAACAAACAAACAAACAAGAAAAAAAACCCACCAAUAACAAAACCUUGUUUAGAUUUAGACUUAAUGCCUAAAGCGGUACCAAAGGAUUUGGGAUUUGCUCCGAUAGUGCAGUGGCGGCUCAGGCCGACAGGGGGCGGCAGCUGAGCUCCCGAGCGCUGAUUGCCUCUCCUUGUGGCGGGAAGGGGUUUCAAAUGGCAAGCCAUGAGUCUGGUGAAAUUUGGGAUGGACCGAGCUGAUGUCCCCGAUUUGGAGUAAUUGGCCCAGGGCAGCACUUCUGCAGAGUGGAGCUGCUCCAAAGCACAAUCGGGCGCAGGGCUGAGCAGGACGAAGUUGCCAAGGUCAACGCAAGCUGCCAGGGCAGGACGAGCAGGUGUGCCCCGAAGCGGCCUCCAGGGAGACUGGCUGAAAAGUGCAUCUGCCCGGCGUCGCCCCUUCCUUUCCCUGUGUCCUGUUUUGAACACCUCUGGGACUGGAGAGUGGCUUCUCUGGUCUGGAGAGUGACAGUUGCGGGUCCCUGCUGCCGUAUCGCCACAGCUUUGCAAGCGUGGCCAGGGCACUCAGUCGGAGCAGAAGAGAAAACAACAGGGCUGCAGUCCUUACCAAGUCCUUACCACGUCCAAGUCGGCCCCAAGUCAACUCAGCCUAACUGAGCCUCCGCUCUGCCUACCUCAUACAAUGUACAGCUAACCCACCCUGGAGGGAGCAGGCAAUAGAACUGGAAAAGAGGGGUUUGCUGAUGCAAGCUUGCCUAGUAGCCCCAAUCCAACACUGAGAGGAAACAAAGUUUAAUAAUAAUAAUAAUAAUAAUAAUAAAUAAUGAUGAGGGCUACAGAGAUGGCCAAGGGUUAAGAGCACACACUGCUCUUCCAGAGGACCUGAGUUUGGAUCCCAGUCAGACAGCCCGACAGCCUAUAACUCCAGCCCCAAUGAACCUACUGCUGUCUUCUGUACUCAACCACACAAGGACGCACGCAGACACACAAUUAAAGAAAUAAACCUUGGGCUGGAGCGAUGGCUCCAGAGAGUAAGAGCACUGGCUGCUCUUCCAGAUGUUCAAUUCCCAGCAGCUACAAGGAGGCUCACAGCCAUCUGUAGUGAGAGCUGACGCCCUCUUCCGGUGUGCAGGCACACAAUCAGGCGGAAUGCUGUAAAUAAUUCUUUUAAGAAAUAAAAAUGAGCCUUAUGUCA